CAGGGUCCCCCUGGCGAUUGGUAUGCUGGGUCAUCCUGUCCAGGUUUCCUCUGGGGGAUCCAUACGGAUCCUGGCGGUCAUGGUGCGGUUACCUUGGGUAUUCAUGUGGGCUAUUCGGGAAACAAUAGUUGGAUGCCGGGUAUAGCCACCGUCCCUGGGAGGGUACUGGCCGGGGUCGCCCCGAUUACCCCAUGGGGCGGGCCCCCACGGUCCGGAUUCACAUCAUCCGGGCUUCGACCGCCGUCUCCUCGUCCAUCGCGCUACAUUGGAUGCUGCUCAUCGUUAUCGAAUAGGCAGAAGAGAUGGCAGCACCAGCCCCGAAGUCGACAGGCUGGGUAAAAAAGGUGCCGCCGUCGCCCUUGACCCAAAGCAGUCAGCCAUCACCACCUCGAGGUCUCGAGGACAGGACUCAGGGCUUAGGUGGCCUCGGACGACGGGAGCCAGACCUAUAAAUAGCCUUACAGGUGAUGCAUCUCCACUGGGUGCGGCCUAUCCGCCGUUUCGAGAGCGGUCAUCGCCUCCGGGCCAGUGGUUUGCUUGUCUUGCCAGAUGGGGAAGAUGGGCUGGAAGGAGUCUUCGUGCCAACGGCACCCACAAAGAGGCCCAUCAAGCCCGGAAAUGCCCGAUUCAGCAAAGAGGCCGGCGAAUUCGACUUUGAGUUUCAGGCCAUGUACCCGGCCUCAACCUCGGACGGUGCAGACAGCAGCCCGUCGGCAGAUACCCACCGCCAUCCUACCCCAAUAGCGACCGCAAGCCCUCGUCGUCCGCUUUUGCCACAUCGAGUCACCGCAGCCGAGGACCUGAUAUCGCCGCCGCUUUCCCUGGAACUGUCUACCCCUGUAUUCCUUUUUCCUCGACCCCGUGUGAACGCCCGUGCGCCUGCUGCCCAGUCGCCACAAACUCUCCCCUUUUAGGUUCUGCUCUACCUACCUAGUCGGGAUACCUUGGGCCGAAGGGGGUGUUGCAUCGAUGAACUCUCUGGAGCUCUCGCAACGGACUUUCCAGCCAGGGCCGUCGAGACAAUGCGCCCGGUAUGGCCGGUGAAGCUGGUGUGCAAUUUGCUUAAACUGGCAUGUGCUCAAUCUCCCAGUUCAUCACCAGCAUGUGGGACCGCUUGAACUCUUCCGAGGCCCGGCGCUCGCACUCCUUGUCGAUCCAGCCUUGGCCCAUGCCAAGAACGCCAGCUGCCACUCCAGGUC
Gaeumannomyces tritici R3-111a-1 is the source of this 1199-nucleotide messenger RNA. RefSeq lists its product as hypothetical. The record is from RefSeq and is a predicted model, not a curated record. NCBI's taxonomy places the organism in Eukaryota, Fungi, Ascomycota, Sordariomycetes, Magnaporthales, Magnaporthaceae. The transcript has a single exon. Bases 468 to 914 code for a protein of 148 amino acids.